Molecule: messenger RNA, 3446 nt
Organism: Pseudonaja textilis
Lineage: Eukaryota; Metazoa; Chordata; Lepidosauria; Squamata; Elapidae
Source: RefSeq, a predicted model, not a curated record
UGUAAAAAUAAGUGAAAUCUUUCAUUUUAAAACAAUGUUGCUGAAUUCUAUUUAACUAAAAAUGUUCCAAAGGUCAUGAUUUAGAGUGUUCUAUUUCUUUACAGAUGCAGUAUUCCUUCAUAUAUCAAGCCUUACUUGAAUACUACCUCUAUGGCGACACAGAACUGGAUGUAUCCUCCUUAGAAAAACACCUGCAGCCAUCAAAUAGCACCACACCAAAUCUUGUUAAGAUAGGAUUGGAAGAAGAGUUUAAAAAAUUAACAAAUGUUCGAAUAAUGAAAGAAAACAUGAGAACGGGUAAUCUGCCAGCAAAUAUGAAGAAAGCCAGAGUUAUCCAAAUAAUCCCUUAUGAUUUUAACAGAGUGAUUCUUUCAAUGAAACGAGGUCAGGAGUAUACAGAUUAUAUCAAUGCUUCCUUUAUAGAUGGCUAUCGCCAAAAGGAUUACUUCAUUGCAACUCAAGGACCUCUUCCUCAUACUGUGGAAGACUUCUGGCGAAUGGUGUGGGAGUGGAAAUGCCACACCAUCGUUAUGCUUACAGAAGUGCUGGAAAGGGAACAAGAAAAAUGUUUUCAGUAUUGGCCAUCAGAAGGUUCUGUUUCUUAUGGCGAGAUUACCAUUGAUAUUAAGAAUGACUUGCUUGUUGAUACUAUAAGCAUAAGGGACUUUUUGAUUACACACAAUCAGGAGAAGCAAGGCAGAGUUAUUAGACAGUUUCAUUUCCAUGGAUGGCCUGAGAUAGGCAUUCCGACUGAAGGGAAAGGUAUGAUUGACCUCAUUGCAGCUGUUCAGAGACAGCAACAGCAAACAGGAAACCAUCCCAUUACAGUACACUGCAGUGCUGGAGCUGGAAGAACAGGUACAUUCAUAGCACUCAGCAAUAUUUUGGAGCGAGUUAAAGCUGAGGGGCUCUUAGAUGUAUUUCAAGCUGUGAAAAGUUUACGGCUGCAAAGACCUCAUAUGGUGCAAACACUGGAACAGUAUGAAUUCUGCUACAAAGUGGUACAAGAUUUCAUUGAUAUAUUUUCUGAUUAUGCCAAUUUCAAGUGAAAAUGCCUGCCAUUUUUUAAAAUUUAAUCAUCUGUACAAAGAUUUGUAAAUCAUGUUAAUUUAUUUCCAUUUUUUUAAAGAAAACUUCUAAAUGUGCAUAUGAUUAUGUAUGUUUUGAUUUGAAUGUGUCUUCAGGUGUAUGUCUGACUCAAAUAAGCUUCAACCCUGAUCCAAAGGAGUAUGCACAGACUCUUUUCAUACAAUAAAAUAAACUUCUAGUCAGCUGUUUGGUGGCAAAAGGAAAGAGCUGAUUUAUGGGAUUUGUAUAGUUUUGAAAGGAUAAUAUAUUCACCUCAGCUGGUUGAUAAAGGAGGAAAGUUGUAUACACAGAAUAUAGUUGCAUGUUGGACUACUCAUUCAGCUGAAGAAAUAUUUGCAAAAAACUGUGUCUGCAUGUGUAACAACCCUAUCUAGGUCAUUGCUUUGUGUUUUGGUUUUAAUUUUAAAUAACUGAGGCCCAUGUACAAUAUAAUACAGUAUAUACUGUUGUGAAUACAGGCACAAUUCAGCCUAUGUUAGGCAUAUUUAAGACUUACUGAUUUCAGUGGGUUUAAUAAGCAUAUGCUUAAAUAUUUCCCAUUGAAAUUAAUGGGACUGAAUCCAGUUAAACGUUUGAAAGCACUGAUUCUGAAAUUAAACUGAUGUAGAUCUGGUCAGUGGCUUGGAUAACAGCCCGCUGAUCACUCUGAGCCCAUGUAAGAGCAAAAUAUAUUAAUAGAACUCCAAAUCUCUUUAAUUUUGACUGAAUCUUUCCUAUUAUUUGCCUAAAUGCAUGAAAAAUUGUGAUUCAUCUCUAAUGUUGUUUGAAAUUAUAUAUUUUUAUUUAUUGUAUAUAGUCCCUAAUAUUUAUAUAAAAAAGGAAAAGGAGUACAUUUUUAGAGCUAAAAAUCAUCUUGCUAUCAUUGAACAAUAUUUUAUUUAAAGCAAGCAUCAUUUAAUAAUUACACCACAAAGAUAUUAUACCAAUCAGACUGAAAGGAAUAUGAGCUUUCUAUGAUAGACAGAAAAAAUUCUUCAGUCUUCACUUCAAUAAGAUUUAUACCUGUUUCUUGUUUUCUUAUGUUGAUGCUAUUGUGGUCAUUAACAUAUUUGAUCCUCAUACAACAUCACUAAUAUUAAUGUGGAGAAUUCACUGAGAUAGAUAAUAUACAGAGUGUGCUAGAGUAUAAGAAUAUUCUAAAUAUUUAUUUUAUCAAUACCAAUUAGAAUCAUUUGCCUUAUUGGUACUGUUUGGAUCUUUAUAAUUAAGCACAAUUAGAAUAGAGAGGAACACAAAUCUUCCAUAAGCAACAACUAAGAUAUAAUUUAAACUUUUUUAAAAAUGUAUAUUUUUAAAAAUAGGACUCUAGGAAAUUCUGUUUUAAUGCAAAUUCUCAAUUAAUACCAUAGUGUAAAUAUGGAGUUUCUUAAAUUUAAUUAAGUAGUCUUAAUAUAUAAUUUUAAGUCAUCAUUUUAUUGAAUUAAGAGAAAAUAUAUUUAACUUACAAAGCAGCUGAUCAAUAUUUGAUACUAUUUUGUAUCAAGAAAUUUUGUUUUGUUGUCAUAAAUAGCUAUAAAGCCAGAUAUUACAUUUAUAUAAAGAAAAAUAUAUCUCUUUAGUAAGCAAGCUAAAUUAAUUCAUCAUUUGCUACUAAAGCUAAUAAACAGCUAUCAUUUUUAAGUUGAAUGUCAAAUAUUCAAUAUUCAAUUCACAGUAAAGCCCUUAAUUAUUUGAGUUCUUUUGGUAUACAAAGCACAUUAAUAAAAUAACGAUUCCCUGCACUGUAUCCCCAAAUAUACAGUUGCUCCUUAUCACCAGAGUGCAUAUGUAGUUCCAAAAUGAGCAAAGGUCUUAUUUCUAUUGUAAUGUGGCCUACAUGAAUCUAGAACUUAUAAGCACCAUGUAGAUACCAGAAUACCUACAGGUGUUCUGGGUGGGCUAUCCACGUGCAAACACUCAUGUACUAAAAAGCACAAAACCCAAUCAUGUUGAUAAUACUUGUAUAAAAGUUGUACCCUAUAGUUCCAUCUUACUGACUUGUGCAAGAUUUCAAAGUUCUUACAACAGAUGAAACAUUUUCUUGAUAUUAGCAAAGACAAACAAGAAAAACAAAAUAGCAUAAGCCUGGAUUCAAUUAUGAUUAACUCCACCAUUUUCAGGAAAUGCAGAGGCUGCUACAAGAAGGAAGAAGAUAAAUUAUUUUUAUACUUUCUACCUUAUAGUUUUCAUUCCCCACACUUUUUUUUAAAUAUUCUGGAACAAUGUAGGGAAUAGUAAGAAUAAGGAUGGAAAUAUUCUUAGAAAUGUCCACCCAUUCCUUCCUCUGUGGAGCAACUCAUAAAAACUUUGCUCUGCAGAAAUAUGGAUCAUACCGAAAGUGUAAAAAAAACCUAGGAUGACAGUGAAGUAAAAAAAAA